This is a messenger RNA of Mya arenaria, 6748 nucleotides long. RefSeq names its product protein FAM43A-like. NCBI's taxonomy places the organism in Eukaryota, Metazoa, Mollusca, Bivalvia, Myida, Myidae. The transcript has 6 exons. Bases 575 to 1621 code for a protein of 348 amino acids. The record is from RefSeq and is a predicted model, not a curated record.
CACAAGGUAAGCUAUUUCCUGAAUGUUGAUUUAUUUAUAACCAAAUACAGGUAAAUUAUCGAGCAAGGCUAUUUUGUGAAGUGACAGUGGAUUUUCUUUAGACAUAUCCUGAGUUUAGUGCUAUUUAAAAACAUUCGGACCCUCAUCAAAGGUUAAACUUGGAUUUAUACCGCCAUUACUGUGCUUUAAAGGGAAUUAUAAUACAGGUGUUGUGAUGUUUUUAAAAGUGGAUAUACAAAUAUUACUAAAUACGAUACUAUCGUUGAACCGUAAAUAGUAUACAAUUUGAUCACAAUCUGACUUCGUGGAUAAUUGGCAAAUUUUGAAUAUUUGAAAUAUUUGCUUCUUUGUGUGGAUUUUACAAAAUCCAGAGAGAUUUGUGUACAUGUUCAAUCGAAAAAGUGAUGUAGUGAAUAUACAAAAUUAGGUGAUAAUUAGUUUACAAGUCUAUAUUUGACAUAUCGGAUAGACAGGUGAGACACAGUAGCUCGCCUGUUCGUUCACACGGGAAUAAACAGUUAGCCCUCGGCCGGAUCUGGCGGCCCGGAUGUAAACAGAGGCGCCCGUGAGCGCCAUGAGCAUCUUUAAGAAAAAGAAAAGUCUGGUCAUCACCGACCAUGACCCCAUCUACAAGGUCAAGUACCUCGGUAACGUGCAGACGGCGAUGAUGAAGGGGGAGGGGUGUGUGGACAAGCCCGUGGGUGUUAUAUGGAACAACUACCUCCGCUCCACCAACCCCGGGCUAGACAUGCGCCUCACUCUCACUACUUGCGGACUGAAGGCGGAGACGCGCGAGCAGGGCCUCACGGAGUACCGCGCGCACCGGAUAUCCUACUGUAUAGCGCAUCCCGCGUACCCAAAACUCUUCGUUUGGGUCUACAGACACGAAGGCAAAAAGAUGAAGCUGGAGCUCCGCUGCCACGCCGUGCUGUGCAAGUCCGAGGCAAAGGCAAAGGCCAUGGCUGUCCAGCUGUCGGACAAGAUCUCGUUCGCGCUGAGAGAAUUCAUGCGAGAAAAGACGAGAAAACAGACCUCCCGUCUAACACUACAGCGAACGCGUUCGCUACCACUUAAGAACUCCGUGGUGCCCUUGCGAACAAAGAUGCUGAGCACGGGCCAGAACUUCAAGCCGCCGAUCAGUAAGUCGAACACGGCGCCGCGUCUUGGUGCCAUCCACGAGGACCAUGAGCAGGAGGAGGAGGAAGGGGAGUGGGAGAGGGACUACGGUGUCCUCACUGAGGAGGAGGAACCGGAAGUGGAGGACGACGAGUUUGACGGUCCAGAGUGUCUGCCGUCGCCUACCAUAGACGCCCUCACGUUGUGUGGCCAUGACACGUGCGAAUUAGGCGCGGAAUGUCGCAGCCAACGGAUCAUAGACAUUGAGAUUGGAAAUGAUAUAGAUGAACUGAAACUUGACGAAGACGUUAAGUACAUUAUAACGCGGUCGGGCGACUCCGACGACGAGAGUUCAGAGAGUUCCGGUUUUAACGAACCGGAUUCCAAGGACGGAAGUCUAACUGCGCAGGACGAUAAUUCUCUGGACGGUGAGGAUGCGGUGUGUGAGACGCCGUCCCCACCCUCCCCCCACAUCCCGGACGAAACAGAAGUGACGAGUUUCUGACAGCCGCCCCCGUCUUAGAGACGCUCGCCUCCCCGCCACCCACAACCACGGGUGUGCUGAAUGUAGGUGAAUAAUGAAUGGACACCUGCGGUCGAGUUGUAUUCUACUUAAAUCGGGAUCAUUGCAUAUGUGCUACCUAAUUGGCGGCAGCGCGCCGCUUAGCUGCAGUAAACGGAAACCAAGCGUGGGUUAAAAAGGAGGCAAUAUUAUAUUUCCUAGCGUUACUUAAUAUAAAUAUUAAGUUAAUAACGUAAUGAUUGCGUUGUUGUCUCAUAAUUAUCCCACUUGAAGAGAGGCGACAUGUGAUAGCACAUUUAAGCCAGUCAAGGGAUGCAUGCUAUAAUGUUCUAAAUGGAACAAAUGAUAUAACUUUUUGUUUCUUACCAAGGAACUAUUCUUUGAGUGCCAGUGACAAAACUCAUAUUUAAUUUAAGCAAAACUUAAGUACACUUUUUUGAAAUUAGAGUUUCGCCAAAUGUUUGACAGUGUGAUCGUGGAAAAGUGCCUAUUUGACGGAACCCAGAUAAUAUAAACAGACAGACAAACAGACGGAAAUGUUUAUUGUCGUAAUGUUAUAUUAUUUACAUGGAUAUUUUAUUCACUAUUUGGUGACAAUUGGAGCAUCUCAGUCAUUUUCCUUCGAAAACAACCUCGGAUGUACGUGGACGUUUUACGAUGUCUGAAUUAUUUACAUAAAACUACGCUGAAAGUAGACCGCGUAGUAAUUUCAAAAUACUUGUAGCAGUUAACUGUUAAACAUAAGGUCUUCAUUCUUAGGAUUCUUAAUGAGUUAUGAAAUAAUACACUUCUCUUGGAAUCAAUCUAAACUUUUUAAUAAAAAUUACACGUUAAAAUACUGCAAUUAAUUAAUAUCAUCAGUAUUAAUUGUACGAACUACUUUUACUCAUCCGAGGCUCGUAAAAUGUCGGAAAUAGCCGAGCUGUUCCGAUGCACUUUGAUGGCAACUACUUAGACAUGUGCAUGACAUAAUGUAAAGGAUAUGCCGUCGUUUUGUUUUAUAUUAUUACACUCUUUAUUGUCAAUGAGCCGCGCGAACAAGGAAAUGCAAAAUUGUUUUGUCUGUUAAAAUGUUACGGUCUUGACAGUUUAAACAUGUGAAAUCGCAAGGGCCAAAUUUCUAUUUAUAGCAUUUUCACAUUAUUCAAGACAAGGGAGAUAACUUGUAAACACUCAUUGCUUUUUUGCAAUAAUUUUGCUCAUUAUUCAGAUAAUGUUGUUUAUAUAUACAUGUACGUCAUCGAUUCUAUUUAUAAAGGAUACUGUUGUUAUACAUGUGUAUACGUCAUCAAUGCUAUUUAGGUCCACGACUAUUGUUACAUGUACGUCGUUACAGCUCUAAAUGGGACAGUCUUAUUAAAAAACAAUACAUGUAUAACAAACAGAUAUUUUGAGUGAUAUACAUUUCCAUUCUUCCUAAAUGAUGCAUUGAUGUAAUUAAACAAUUGUGUUACGUUUGUUAAAUCUAAUUUGGGAGUAAGAAGGCAUCUUUAAGAUCUAUUUAUUUUAUAUCAAUUUAUAUCGCAAACAUACUCGAGUCAAAUCUCAAAUUUAACUCAUUUCACAAUAUAACAUUAAAAAUAAUUUAAAAAUCGUAUGUUUUUUGUCUUUUUUUUAAAAGCGUUUUUUUUUUGCUAUACAUAAUUACUUUUCUUGUGGUAGAAUAUUUUUUCUUUGAAAUAUUGAGUUUUUAAUCGAUCCAUUCUAAAUGGGAUUACACUUAUGAAAACAUUAAAAACAUAUACAUUACAGAUUUUCGUACGUUUGAUGUUUAAAAAUUAGUUAAGAAUGAGAUUGAGAUUUGACUUAAGCAUGUUCGUGAUAUCGGGACCUGUUGUCAGAUAGACGUCAUUAAUGCUAGUAAGAGCUAACUUAAGUAUUCCCCGAACCCUGAGUUUCACACCAUUUUGAGGUUCCCCACCCCCAAAUAGGCUAAGAUUAUAAGAAGUUGAAUUUUUGUGCCUUUAAAUCCAAUAUUUGGUUUGGUAAUAUGGAUUGGUAUUCAAUAUGCAACUCAAUUUUAUGGCUAUACAUUAUUGAUUUCAUUUACUAAAUUGGUCAGUUAUUAAUAACAAGUAAUCCGAUUAGCUACAUCGUUCUUAGAUCCAAUUAUAACCAAUAAUGAAUACCAGCUAUUGUAACGUGUGAAAUAGUGCUGGGUGUUGGUGACCAAAAGGCAAAGAGGUAAACAAAUACAAGAUACAAGGAUCUUUAUUUAAAGUCGGUUAUAUGUUAACAAGUAAUUUUAGCUCAAUGAGUUAUUUUCCUAAAUGGUGCCAGAGAAGGCUUUUCAGAUGUAUUUACGUUCUAUUUUUCAACUUAAUUCGGACGAGAUAUUUCAUAUGUGUCUUCUGUUAUCACCAUAAAGCUAGUUUGUAAAAAUUUACAUAAUCAUUACACGUUUUUUCGCAAAACGUUGAAACCUUUCAAAUGAAACCAAACUUAUGCUGGGUGUUAAACAUUCACGCUUUACGGAGUUGAUGAAGAAGGGAUUUCCUCAAGUUGAUUUUUUUCUUACUUUAACUAAAGACAAAUAUUUCUGUCGCCGCUUUUGUUCAUAAUAAGAUCAAAUGUAAGCAGAAUUGCAUCUUGUUCUAUAAAUAUCUUUCUUCAUUUUCCCAUAAACCACUAUAAUAAACCAAUCUAGGAUAUUGUUAGCCAAAUAUUUGAUAUAUUAGAGAGAAAAAAGAAGCAAUCAUGUCAAAGAAAGGAUUCAGUGUCAUUUCGAAAUAACAAUUUCCUGUCGCUUUCCAUAAAAGGCUCUUAAUACAAAAAAUACUGUAGAUUACUUUAAUUACACGAGUGUUUAUUUUUAUCGAUUUUUAUGUUUCUUUUGUAUUAUUUCGCGAAGUUCAGAAUUCGCGACCCCUCUACCUAAUCAUCGAUAUACUUUGGUAUUUUUAUUAUUUGGCUAGUUUAUAACUCAUCCAUUUUCUUUAUUAGCGAAUAAUCACUAAUUUUAACCACCGCGAAAUUGAAACGGUCUACGGUAAUAAGUUAUUUCAAGAUACUGUAUACUGUUACACCGCAUAAAACAAUAUGUGACUUUUGUAUUCGUUUUCAUCUAGUAUUUUUAGCAAUAUUCUGUUCUUCAUUAGUUAUUCUCUGUAACAUAAUUCUGAUCGUAAUACAUGUAUAAUUUUACUCAAACAGAGAAAGUGUUCACUAAAUGUACAUCGAUAUAUGUUUUAGUCUUUGCAGUUCAAGAUCCUGUGCCGGUAUUCAUAAAUCAUCUUAAGUCAAGUCUUAACUUAAGUCAUUUUCUUAAAAUUUUCAAAAUCGAAUUUAAAGACAAAUUUAAGUGUCUUACCAUUAAAGUACGGUUUUUAAUAAUGGCAGUGGUAAUAAAGUAAUUCAGAAAUUAUCAAACCAUUACUUCAUAUGAUUUAAUACAUACAAAACCGACUUAUUUGAAAAAUGCAAAACUGACUUAAGUUAGGAAAUGUCUUAAUGUAUGUCUUAUGAAACUAUGGGCUGUAUUCAAUAUAAUUCUAACAUUUAUCCUUAGACACGCCUCAGUGAUUCCAUUCAUUCGAUUGGCCAAUUAUUUUUACAAGCCAAUCAAAACACUCUGAUGCCUUUGUUUAUUAUUUUUAAAUUUAAGGUAAAUCUAAGUUGUAAUUGUUUAUGAAGACAUGCCUCAGUGAUUCCAUUCAAUCGAUUGGUCAAUCAAUUUUACAAGCCAAUAAAAAUACUUAGAUUCGGUUCUUAAAUUUCAGUUAAUUUAAGUUGCUCAUUAUUGAAUACGGCCCAAGAACUUCUCAUAUACUUUUCUAUAAGUCUAUUAACAACCAUAUUCUAUUCACAAAAUCUUUUCUUAUGAACUAACGGAAGCCAUUCUAUUUCUAUUUAACAUCAUAUUAAAAGUGUGUAUUUUCAUUUGAAUACCUUCCAAAAAACAACAUGUCUCAUGUUUAGUUUAUAUUAUAUUGACCUAUAACCAGAGCGACUACAAAAUGCUGACAAAUUCCCAGUCAUGUAUACGCAGUGUUUUGUGAAUGUGCAUUUUUAUACUCUUUUGCAUAAAAGGACUCUUAUUAGGCCAGUAUGUAUCACCAAUAAAUGCAUAUAAAUCAGAUUUUUUUUGUAAAUAUUUUUUUUUGGAUGACGAUUUUUAUAUAACGUUGAAAUAACAUAUAUAUAACGAUACACGUGUACCGGAGUCAUUUUAAACACUCAAAAACAUUCGUUAGGGAAAUAUAAUUAGUAAAUUUAAAGAAACUCGCAAACAUGCAAAUUUUAAUUCAACCAUAUCGCAUAGCUGUAAAACUAAAGUCGAAACUGAAACUGUUACUAAAUUUGUUAACAUUAGAAGAUAAGUGUUUGUUUUUAAUUUUUCAUAAUAGUUCACUUUAACAAAAUUGCCAGUAGAUUUUCUCGGUCAUUUAACAUGCCACAUUGCAAGUUCUCUGGUUUAUGUUAAUUUCUUACCGGGUUUAAUAUAACAUUUCUCUGAAUGUCUGUCAUAUAUCUUCUAAGUUUGAACAAUGUUAUAUUGAAUCUUGAUUCGUGAUGACUUUGUUGACCGAAACAGUGCGACUCAGGCCAUCAAUAAAAUAUUAACUGUUUCCUCUCCAAGGACCGACCAGAAGACAAAAUCGGCCCGACUCGAAUAAUGUUAUUGCUUAAAAUAUGAUGAUAUUUGUGUUUUGACUAAAACAAAGCACCUCUUUUGUUUCGACAGCAUUGAAGCUUUUUUACUUAGCAUUAUUUUUUGAAUGAAAUGAAAUAAGCACACUUAGUUACCGAUCCGCAUAAUCGGUCUACCGACCCGCAUAAUCGGUUUUGCCGAUCCGCAUUAUUGGUCUACCGACCCGCAUAUCAAUCCACCCGGGACGCGGGAGGGGAAAUAAAGAAUAUUUUAAGCCUGGCCUCCAUAUGUUCUUGCUUAUGCGUUCGUCUUGUUCACACGUUUUUCAUAUUUUUGCAGUUGUUCCUAUGUGAUGUGUACUGUUUGUUUUUCUUGUUUAUACGUUCGUUUUGUUGAUCUAUUUUUCAUAUUUUUCCAAUUGUUCAUAUGUUGAUGUGUAUGUUAUUACUAAAUGAGAUAUUUAUUUCGCUACUCUUAUGUACAUACAUUUGUUGAAAAUAAAACUGUUGUAUAAAGAA